This is a messenger RNA of Sporothrix schenckii 1099-18, 2439 nucleotides long. RefSeq lists its product as uncharacterized. NCBI's taxonomy places the organism in Eukaryota, Fungi, Ascomycota, Sordariomycetes, Ophiostomatales, Ophiostomataceae. The record is from RefSeq and is a predicted model, not a curated record. The transcript has a single exon. The coding region runs from base 1 to 2439 and encodes 812 amino acids.
AUGGAAUAUCUAGGCUACGUCGCUGCCAACAACCCCCCACCCAACUACUAUUUGCGCAGGGCACCGCCGCCUCAGCCACCGCAAAAUCCGACGCCCACAACAGUGACAUCCACCACAGGAACGUUUCCAUUAUCAGGUGGCCAGCCGAGAACCAACUCCAGUAAUAGCUCACGGAGUCGAUCGUCGCACGAGACCGGCCCUCCGGCGUUCCUGGGUGCUACCACUUUCACCCGCCACGAGAAUCAAAGUCAUCCCUCGCCUGUGUCUAUACAAGGCGACCAGCUCCAGGACAGAUACCAGCAGCCACAACUCCCUCCUCCUUACAAGGCGUCCCCGAUUGGCAAUCAUCACAAGGAGCUACCACCAACACCGGCGCCGUCGGCAUUGAUCGGAGGGCUUGACUUUGAUGUAACAUUGCAGUCACCGCUUCAUACAGCUGUGACUAUAGACGGAGCGACCCAUUUGCUCGCCACCCCAGUGACUUCUUCUAUUGUUUUGCCCCUCGACCAUUCGCCUGCCCGGUCGAGCUACCCUUCACAAGCGGUUGGAACUGCCCAAUCUAUGAGGUCUGCCCACCUUCGUACGGUGGCUACGCCUAAGCGAAAAAUACAGAAGUUCCAAAAAUCAUCUUUGCAGGAAAGAACACUUACGGAACACGGCCAGCAGCCAUACAGGCGAGGUAAAAUCGGGCAUCAGCAACAAGAGCAGCCACAAUACCACCAACAACGUCAACAACAACAGCAACAACAGCAACAACAGCAGGAGGGGCAACUGGAACAACAGCGAGAAUACCGGCGGCAACAACGGCAGAACCAAGAGCAGGACCAAGACCAAAACCAAGACCUAGAGCAGGACCAGGAGCAACUUCACGGCCAGUAUCGGAGAAAUCUACGAGAUAAAGAUCAGAGGCCCAAUUCAAGAAGGCACCGGCAUCGCGAAUUGGGACAUCCGUACGAGUACGAGCACGAGCACCUGCGGAAUCGUAACUACGCACUUGAAAGCAAACAAAACCGAGCUCCGGGAGACCCACAGAAACAGCCACGGCAGCAGAAGAUCAGUAGUACAUCAGUCGUGCCUGGUCCAAAUGCCCUUUAUUCCGAAAGCAUAACGAAAUCGUUCGCGCGAAACGAUAACAAUUACCGCACUUCUGGCUUCGCAACCUUGGGCCCUAAGACAAUGCUACCCAGCGAACCACCAUCCAGUGCGGACGGGGGCGGGUCAUCGUCCCAAUCUUUGCUUUCUACAGCAUUCGACCAAACAAAACCUUUCUUGAUACGCAACGGGCGCACAUAUCUUUCCGACCCUUCCUUACCGUAUCCCCUCCCUGUGGAUCUGGAAGAGCUGCACCGCCAGUCGCUUCGUUCACUUCUUUUGUUCCAACUAUUCGGUGGCCCGGUGUGCUCCCCUUCAUUUGCUAACAGGCCCCCCACUCGCGUUUUGGAAGUCGGUUGCGGUUCUGCCUUCUGGAGCAUUAUGUGCAACCAAUACUAUGCACGCCAAGGACACCGUGGUAUAUCAUUCUCUGGUAUCGACAUCGCACCCAUUGGCUUAGGUGCUAAGGGGCCUGAUGAUAUAGGACUCACAAACCAAUCGGUGUCAGGGAAGGAGAAGGGCCAAAUGAAUUGGCGUUUUGUGCAGCACGAUGUCCGCCGUUUGCCUUGGCCCUUUGAAGUCGAGGAAUUUGACCUGAUCAUGAUCAAGGAUGUGUCCUUGGCCAUGCGCUCCGAUACAUAUCAACUUGUGUUUGACGAGUGCAUCCGCCUCCUCCAGCCUGGCGGGACACUAGAAGUAUGGGAUUCUGAUCAUGCUAUCCGACUGCUGCGCCCUCAUAUACCCUCUGUACCGGCAACGCCGUCAAGCCAAGAAGAAGACGACUACAAUAGCGCGAUGACUGCCGGUGCAUAUGUUCUUACACCGAAUACACCACUUUCCGCGCCGCUAAAUAGUUACAUCGUCGAGUAUAACGCUUGGCUCGUGAAAGCCCUCGAGUCGCGGUCCCUCCCAUUUGCACAAUGUGCCCUUGCAGGGGCCCUUUUUCUCCAGGAAGCAGAGUCGCUUACAAACGUGUCAUCUCGUCGAUUGGCCGUGCCACUAUCCGAAAUGCGUUGGGAGCGGGAGGGUGUCGGUGGCGUGGUGACUAAGGAUGGCAAGCCAUACAUUGAGACCAAGAACGUGCCGAAAGCAAAAGGUCAGAGCCGAGACCUGGAGCCGGGCAUCAAGACAAUUACCCCAGCCCAAACCGCGUUACGACGCACUGCGCUUCUGACGGUUGUACAACUUAUCCAGAGUUUGGAGCCCAUCCUGCGUGAGGUCAGCGGUAAGAGCCAGGAUGAGUGGGAUGGCUGGUCUGGCAAGAUGGUAAAUGAUUUGAUGAGAGAAAAUGGUACAUUCUGGGGCGAGUGCCUGGAGGUAGGCGCAUGGUGGGCGCAAAAACGAUAA